ACUGAUGUAGCAUUAGUCUGACUGAUUGUCGAAAUUUUGAUUUUACUUAACAUAUAUUGAUGGGGUGUAUUUGCAAUUAUUUAUUUGUGUUUGUUUUUUAUCUGGUCAAUGCUCAAAAAUCGACCUUUAAAGCUGCAGUUUAUGAACAUGCUGUUAUUAUUCCUACAGAUUGGGGAUCUCGGGAUAACCGAUCCACUGCAUUGCAAAACAUGAUGAAAAAUGUUGACAUUUAUAAGGAACAAGCUAUGAUAGCAAGCAAACAGAACGUGGAUAUCAUGGUAUUUCCUGAAUAUGGAAUAUAUGUGGGUAUGAGAAUAUCCCGAGAAGAUAUAAAACCAUAUCUUGAAUAUAUUCCUGAUCCGGAAGAAAACUGGAAUGCAUGUCAAUUUCCAGACAAGUAUGAAAACACAGAAAUACAAAGACAUCUAAGUUGUCUUGCAAAACACACGUCAAUGUAUCUUGUGGUUAAUUUCGGUGAUCGUCAGCCAUGUGUAAUUGGAAAUGAUCCGAACUGUCCUAAAGACGGACAUUAUCAAUUCAAUACCAACGUUGUAUAUAACCCUAAGGGUGAUCUUAUUGCAAAAUACCACAAGAAACACUUAUACAAGGAGAAACACUUUGACGUACCGCCGGUAACAAAACUGGUGACAUUUGAAACACCAUUUGGUAAAUUUGCCGUUUUUACUUGUUUUGAUAUUCUUUUCAAAACGCCUGCAAUCGAUGUAUUGAUGAUAGAUGGUGUUGGAAAUGUUGUUUUUCCUACAGCUUGGAUGGAUGCUCUCCCUUUACUUGCUGCCAUUCAGUUUCAUUCUGCGUUUGCGGCCAGCGCGAGGGUUAAUCUUCUAGCAGCAAAUAUAAAUCUGCCAAAGUACAGAUUUCAUGGAAGUGGAAUAUAUUCCCCGACAGGCUACAAAGCUUUUCAAUACAGCGAAUCCCACGGAGGAAAGCUUUUAACUGCUGAUUUACCUAUCGUAAAGACAAACGCAUUUAGGGCCAAAUUUCAAAGACCAGAUAUUAAAAUUGAAGCAACGGUUGGUAACGGCCAGUUCCAAUCCGAAGUUAGACACGAUCCAUUCAUGUUUGUUCCUAUACAGAACAACAAGGGAAAUGUGAGUGUGUGUGAUGGGAAAUUGUGCUGCUCUCUGUAUUAUGAACGAUUAGGUAAUGCCUCAGAAUAUUUUGCGUUUGGUGCAUUCGAUGGUCUUCACAAGUCGAGAGUAAAACCAUACUACUUGAAAGUGUGCACACUUCUAAAAUGUAAAACAGCAAAUAGAACCAGUUGUGGAGAUCGACUUGUAAAAGAAUCACUAACCAAUUUCACGAGCAUAAAAUUAAAGGGGACGUUUGAAACUCGGUAUGUAUUUCCUGAAGUUCUGUUGGCAGAUAAUGGUCAACUGAAACUUUCUUCUGGAGACUUUUGGACAUACAAGGAUGGAACUUUAGAAUCGAAACAUGGUUUUGAACACCCUGUCUUAUCCGUUUCUCUGCUUGCAAGAGAAUAUGAAAGAGAUAACGGAGGUGAAAAAGACGAAACAGAUGGUGGAAACUAUAUUUAUUCUAAUCUCUUUCUAAUAACUGUUGUUGCUAUCGCUACAUUUGGUAUUGAGUGAAAUAUGAUAUUCGUAUUGAAAGCUACUUAAGAAUAUGCAUAGAGGCUAGUCACCGCAAACACACAUCCCUUUUUGUUUUAGGUUGUUGUUGUCGUCAGGUUUUAUUUUACUUCUAUAAUACAUACAACUAUUACUAAUAAUAGAUGAGAAGAAAAUUUGUGAAGACGUUCGUUUGUCUUAGAAGACAAAAUUAAGUUAAGGAAAGGUUAGUAAAUCAAUAUGUCAAAUGGUAAAGUGCACCUAUAUCCUAUUACAGCCACAUUAAUUUAAAAAUAGGACACACUUAUAGAAACAACUUGUCCGAAUUAAUGAAUUGAAAAAAAAGUUAUUGUAGAGCCCAGGUGUUCAAUGGGCCAGCUCUCCAUCCAAAAUGACCCCUGUUUUACUUUAAAUAUAUUUUUUUCAUAUGACAAAUGCUUUAAUUUUCAUUAAAGUCAAUGGUAUCACAUGUGAGCGAUUACAGGCUCCUUUAAACCUUUGGUUGCAAAAGUGAAUAAACCUUUUAAUUUG
This is a messenger RNA of Mytilus californianus (California mussel), 2120 nucleotides long. Its product is annotated as pantetheinase-like. Lineage: Eukaryota; Metazoa; Mollusca; Bivalvia; Mytilida; Mytilidae. Gene Ontology annotation, molecular function: hydrolase activity, acting on carbon-nitrogen (but not peptide) bonds, in linear amides. Bases 60 to 1610 code for a protein of 516 amino acids. The record is from RefSeq and is a predicted model, not a curated record. The transcript has 2 exons.